AUGAAAUUUAAAAUAAAUAAAACUAUAAUCUUAUCAAUUAUAGUUUUAAUUUCAUUUAUUGUUAAUAAUGCAAAUAGUCAAUAUGCCUCUGAUCCAUGUUCAAGUAUUCAUACAGAUCCAUCAGGAUUUAUUUCAACAGUAAGAUCAAUACCUCAAACUUGUUGGAAGAUUAUACCACCAGCAGGUAUAGCUUAUUUAAUAAAUGAUAUUACAGUUACUUUUAUAAAUGCAACCAUUCCAGUUAAUAAUACAAUUAAAUUCAUUGGUGGUUCAAAUAUUUUAACAGAUAAUCCAAUAGUUACCUUUGAAAAGGGUACAUACAAUCAAAUUUUUAAUGAAACCUCAACUGAUAAAGGUGUAUUUGUUAUAUUUUUAGAUGGUAGUAAUGCAAAUGAUACUGCUUCAUUCACUGUUUUUUAUACUUCUUCAUCAGAUAGACAUUUAAAACCUUCAGUAGUAGGUUUAUUAUCAGUUGCAGUUGCAUUUGCUGUACCACUUGUAGUGUUUACUCUUGCAAGAUGUUUAAUUCCAAAUUCUGCAAGUAAAGCAAAAGCUUUAUCUGUAAAGAAAGCAAUAUUUUGGUGUAGUUUCAUUUUAGGACUUGUAUUUUUGGCAAUGAUAUUAAGUAGAAAAGUCGUUUAA
Messenger RNA from Dictyostelium discoideum AX4, 642 nucleotides. RefSeq lists its product as hypothetical. The record is from RefSeq and is a predicted model, not a curated record. The transcript is spliced from 3 exons. Lineage: Eukaryota; Evosea; Eumycetozoa; Dictyosteliales; Dictyosteliaceae. Bases 1 to 642 code for a protein of 213 amino acids.